CACAACUUUGGAUUUGAAUGCAUUAGUAAAUACUAAACUAUGAUUAAUAAAUGCUGUACAAGUGUUUGCAGUUAGUAAUGUUAGUAUUACAGUAGUUAGUAAUGUUUGUAUUAUUGUGUUAGUAAAUAGCUACAUUAACAUUAAUUAAAUGUAAAACAUUUGAUAUACGUAUAUGAUAUUUAUGGUUAAGGAAAAUAAAAUUACAAACAUUAGCAGAAAUGCACUAAAGAUAAAAUUAAAAUUAAGAAAUAUUAAACAACUCAAAGCAGUUUCACUUCACUGCGUUGAAAUGGAUGGCGGUGGUUCUGCGUCACGUGCCGCUGUCCAGAGUUCUGAAAGCGUCUGCAGUUUGCACUUAGCUGCAUGUAAAUCAUCUCCACCAGCUUUAUAAUCGGUAGUUUGUUGAAUUCAUUGGUUUAGCUUACUUAGCCUAUUCAAAAAAUCUAAUUACAAAAUUUACAGUUUUGCAAAGUAUAUCCAGGAAAGAUAUCCAGUAGAUUUUUUUAAGAUGCUUAAAUUAUUAACGUCAUGCGCACAUUCGACUUUCUUGCAUAAUUUCAUUACAGUAUUCCUCUGUCAGACAAAACAGACGAAUUGAUUGCCUUUAAGAGGUCCGUUGAAGCGAUUCUAAAAAUAGCCUGACGAGAACGCGCGCCGAACUAUUGCCAGAUAGGCUACUCCUAAAAAUACAGGGAUGCGUGAGAUCUGUGAUGGGGAGAUGGUCAAGCAAACACACCGAUAUAAAAAAAAAGAAACGGGUAGUGUAACUCGCAUAUUGACACUUAUAUUGUUUGCCCAUUUCUCAUAUGAGUGAGCGUACGAUCGGUGCGAUCUGCAUUUCCAUUGACUCUCAUUUUUUCCUCUCCUGAGAGAGAGAGAGAGAGAGAGAGAAAGAAACGGACUCCGCCUUUGCCUUCGCCCAAUACCGAGCCCCCGGUUCAGUGAAGGGGGAAAUCACAGAUCUGCUAGCUAAUGCCGGAGUCCCUCUGUUUGCGUCGUCUCCGGGCGUAGAGAUGAUGGGCUUCCCGUAACUGGAGGUGGAGGGAAGAGGCGGGGGGUGGGGGUAGAGAGAAAAGAGGAGGGGUGGGUUGGGAAAAAAACACGAAGAGAAACAAAAGCACAGUUGUGGGUGCCUGACACCAUGCGAGAUUUGCACUAUUCUCAUAGAACGCUGCUCUAUCCGUGGACCAUGUCGUGAGGUGUGGCUCCAGCGCUCGGGAUACUGCCAAUAGAUUCGCCUGGGAGCGGGGCAAAAGAUGUCCGCCUCGGUAGGGCCCCAAAGCGGCCCUCGCCCACCCACCGUGCCGGCUCCCAUGCCUGAUAUGCCAGACUUGAGCCACCUCACGGAGGAGGAAAGGAAAGUCAUCAUGGCAGUGAUGGUUCGGCAAAGGGAAGAAGAGGAGAAGGAACAAGCCAUGCUAAAGACACUGCACCAGCAGUUUGAGAGUUAUAAGGAGCAGGUGAGGAAGAUCGGGGCAGAAACGAAGCGACAGCAGGCUGUCCAUAAAGAUGAUGCACCUACCUGUGGCAUCUGCCGUAAGACCAAGUUUGCAGAUGGCUGUGGGCAUCUGUGCUCCUACUGCCAGACCAAGUUCUGUGCCCGCUGCGGGGGAAGAGUAUCGUUGCGCUCAAAUAACGAGGAUAAAGUGUGUCUCAUAGGGAAAGACAGGGUGAUGUGGGUAUGUAACCUGUGCAGGAAACAGCAGGAAAUCCUAACUAAAUCGGGAGAAUGGUUUUCAUCAGGGCCCGGGGGGAGGCCUCUUAGUGUGGGUUCUCCCCUCAGUGGCCCUGAGUUGGAGAAGGAGAGGAAGUUGCGCUCCAGAUCCCAGGUUCCGGGUGCCAACGACACUCUGCUACCCAACGCUGGUCCCGGUGACCAUCCAAAGGGAGCAGAUACAAUGCCCGCCUCACGCUCCCGCAGUGAACCACCAAGAGAAAAGAGGAGGCCAGUGUCCAUGCAUGAGCAGAAUGGAAAAGUGAUUGGACGUGGAGAGAGAAGAAGAGCUCCAGCCAGGUUAUCGUCGCAGGCCUCUGAAGACCGAGCCCCAGGUGAGAAUCGAGAUGGUAGACGACUAGAGAAAGACCACUCACAGGAGGACGAUCCCACCCACCCUGAGCGACGAAGAAGACAGGAGGAGGAAGAGCGAGAGCGGCAAAGACGAGAGGAAGAGUACCAGACCCGUUACCGUAGUGACCCCAAUCUAGCCCGCUACCCUGUUAAACCGCAGAAGGAGGAACAAGAAAUGCGCAUGCAUGCCAAAGUCUCCAAAAUGCGCCAGGAGCGUCAUCACAGUGACCUGGCCAUCAAUGAAGUGGGCCUGAUGCAGGAUGGUGGCGAAGCUGCUGGAAAUCGCAUUAGCAGGCAACGAGUAGCUAGCAAUGAGGACCGCAAGGCUCUUUUAGAAAACCAUCGAGCUUAUUCUGUGGACAGGACCGUGGGGGGUGGUGUUGGGGGGCAAGGGUCCCUCAAACAGGGCCAUGGUGGCCCUCAAAUGGGCCUUACUGGGCCUCCAGACCUCAGGGAUGGACAGGAUUGGGGCCCAAAGGGGCAUCUGGAACCUGGGUCUGCAGCUUUUCUGCACAGGGCCAAGCGGGAAAAAGCUGCAGAAAUCAUGCGUAAAGAUUCUUCUCUCAGCUCAGACCAGUCUGAGUCAUUACGGCCACCUCCACCAAGAGCCUACAGACCCAAACGAGGCCUCAACAAAAGGCAGAUGUCCAUCAGUAGCUCAGAAGAAGAAGGAGGUUCCACGCCUGAAUACACCAGCUGUGAGGAUGUGGAGAUCGAAAGUGUUAGUGAAAAAGGUGACUGGGACUGUCAUCCACUGGACCCCACUGUGUGGCAUCAUCCAGUGAGUUGGCAGCCAUCCAAAGAGGGAGAUCAUUUGAUUGGCCGUAUCACUUUAAGUAAGCGAUCCACUAUGCCACGAGAAGCCGGUUCUCUACUGGGUCUGAAGGUUGUUGGUGGGAAAAUGACAGAGUCUGGUAGACUGGGGGCCUUUAUCACCAAAGUAAAGAAAGGAAGUUUGGCUGACAUUGUCGGGCAUUUACGAGCAGGCGAUGAGGUGUUGCAGUGGAAUGGAAAAGCGUUGCCUGGAGCAACUAAAAAGGAAGUGUAUAAUAUUAUUCUGGAGUCUCAGUCUGCACCUCAAGUGGAAAUAGUUGUUUCCAGACCGAUUGGAUGUAUUCAACGAAUUCUAUCCAAAAACUUCUUGAAAAAGGUCUAUAGAGCAUAUCAAGAAACGCCAAGACUUCCAGGGACAUCACACCCCCCUCUAGAAUCAACUGGUUCGAGUUCUAUAGAUGAAUCUCAAAAGAUGGAUCGUCCAUCCAUCUCUGUAAUGUCUCCGACUAGUCCCGGGAUGUUGAGAGACCUCCCUCUUGUACUGCCAGGCCAGCUGUCGGUGAAAUUAUGGUAUGAUAAAGUGGGCCAUCAGCUUAUUGUCAAUGUUCUACAAGCACGAGAACUGCCCCCUCGACCUGAUGGACGACCCAGGAAUCCCUACGUCAAAAUGUAUUUUCUUCCUGAUAGAAGUGACAAAAGCAAAAGAAGGACAAAAACGGUGAAGAAGAGUGCAGAGCCAAAGUGGAACCAGACGUUUCUGUAUUCUCACGUCCAUCGCAGAGACUUCAGAGAACGCAUGCUGGAGAUCACAGUUUGGGAUCAGCCCAGAGCCCAGGAAGAAGAGAGUGAUUUUCUGGGAGAGAUUCUGAUUGAGCUGGAAACAGCUCUGUUGGAUGAUCAGGCACACUGGUACAAAUUUCAGACCCAUGACGUGUCAUCGCUUCCGUUGCCCCAACCGUCCCCUUGCCUCCCGCGCAGACAUGUUCAUGGAGACAGUCCUAGUAAAAAACUGCAAAGAUCUCAUCGCAUCAUUGAAACAGAUUAUGAUGAUGGUAUAACAGUAGUGUCCUCAGCAGCAGAAAGGACCUCCAGAGACAGAGAGAGGUCAAGCACAUUGACUGUACCUGAGAGACAGGCGGCCAUACAGCAUCGCUCGCGGUCAGUUUCUCCGCACAGGGAAGACCAGUGUAGAGCCCGCUCUCGACCCGCACACAUCCCUAUGCAGAGGAGUCUGGAUGAGAUCCACCAGAACCGCCAUCAUUCCUACUCUCCCUCCCAUUACCACGACUCCCACCAGGAACAUCGAUCCGGAGACUCGGACUAUGAAUAUUCAGAGGACAGCGAGGUCCUGGAGAUGCACAGAUCAAUCCGAGGUGGGAGUGCUGAGUGCCUGCAUACAAACAGGAAAUUAGCUAGACACUGUAACACACUUCCCCCAAAGAUGCCAUUGUUAGUGAACGGUAUACAUAAAGAUAUUUACAGCUCUACCCUUCCUGCAUGCUUAAAGAGCAAAGCACCACGACGAACAGAGAGGGAUGAAGUUGUCCCUCUUAGUGCCAUUCCACAGCGCAUUCUCAGGUUCACAGACGAGGUCAGCUCUGGUGAUCUUCAGCCUUCAUUAGACAGAGUAAGAAGUGCCAGCACAACUUGUUUGAGACCAGAGUCAAGUUUUCAUUCACCUGAAAGGCAUUCUGGCAAUUUGGAUAGGCCAAGCUGUCAGAUAGCUAACAAGAAAACCAUUGAUGGUGACAGACUUCAGCCCACCUCUAUCCUGAGAGGCAGCAGGAGGAGGAGAGAGACCCCCCUCAGGCCCUUUGGCCAGACCAGCUUAGGGGGUUCCUGCCCAAACUCUCCUCGAGCUGACAGAGAUCUUCCACACGGAGGACAUUAUUCUCCAGCAGGGACCACAUCAUUAGGGCGCAGGGGCCGACAGCUGCCACAACUCCCUGCAAAGAGCAGCAGUAUAGAACAAGGCCGUAUACCUGAGGAGAAACCUAACUCAGCUCUAGCAGUGGAGGAGCGGGCUCGUCAGUUGCAGAUGAGAGUGCACUCGUAUCGGCCGGGAUCUUCUGCCAAUUCUGCUCAUGAUCCAGAGGCAGAGCUUAAGAACAGGAGAGAUAUGUACAAGGACCAGCGGAGGAGCUGUGACAACAUGUCUGCGAGGUCAUCAGACAGUGACAUGAGCGACGUAUCGGCCAUCUCUCAUGCCAGCAGUGCCUCACGGCUGAGUGCCACCAGCUACAUGUCCAUUCAGUCUGAAAGGCCACACGGGAGAAUCAGAAGCGUCCAAUAAGAAGUCGAAAGGCAGUCAAGGAACUAUACAGCGCAGUCAGGAGACGGGAAUGGCUGUGGAAUUGCAAAGGAAUAUGAGUCGACAGCCAAGCCGGGAAUCCAACAACGGAAGCACAAAUAGCUACAACUCAGAGGGCAGUCCAAUCUUCCCAGCAGUUCGAGUUGAGACUCAGUUCAGUGACUUUUUGGAUGGCCUGGGCCCUGCUCAAUUGGUUGGUCGACAAACCCUUGCCACACCAGCUAUUGGUGACAUUCAGAUUGGCAUGGUAAAUAAGAAAGGCCAGCUGGAGGUGGAGGUGAUAAGAGCACGAGGUCUAAUCCAAAAACCAGGAUCCAAAUCCCUGCCCGCUCCAUACGUCAAAGUCUAUCUUCUCCACAACGGGGCAUAUGUAGCUAAGAAGAAGACAAAAAUUGCACGCAAGACACUCGACCCGCUGUACCAGCAGACGCUACAGUUUGAAGAAAGUCCACAGGGAAAAGUGUUACAAGUAAUAGUCUGGGGAGAUUAUGGACGCAUGGACCACAAAUCCUUCAUGGGAGUUGCACAAAUCCUACUAGAAGAGCUGGACCUCUCCAGCAAUGUUAUUGGCUGGUAUAAACUUUUCCCGCCUUCUUCCCUAGUCGACCCGACUCUUGCCUCUCUAACUCGACGUGCUUCUCAGUCAUCCCUGGACAAGGACAAUUCACCGGCACCCACCGGGGUCCGAUCAUAGUGGACUAACAAAAAUAAAGCACAUUCAAUACACGCCGAGAGACAACGGGACAACAAUAAGAGCCAGGCAGAAAAUGCGAUGAAAUAACACAAAGCUUUGUUCAAAUCUGACAAUCACUCCUGUGACUUUGUUUUUAUGUCUCCUCUAUGUGGGUAGCCCGUGUUCUGCCAAAUUUGUUUGUCCUCGACAAAACCAUUUGUUUCUCUCACUGAGAUUUAGGGCUGUCUUCACUAGCACAUGGGAAGCACCGCUUUUGUGGGCGACAUUAGAAAGCAGGGUGGUCUUCAGUCAAGUCUUCAUUAAAGAAAUAAUGUACGUUAGCUAGUUUUUAACAGAGCAUCAGAAUGUAUUAACCCAAAAACAAAGGUGACCUCUGACCAAGGGAUUGUGGGGUUUCAGUUGAGGCCCUGUUUAAACCCUGUUUGUACCGAACGUCAAAGGUCAGGCGCUGUAAAGAUGUAGGGUGUCCCCUGGGGAGGUUGUCCGGAAGGGCAGGGCCCUUGUUGGUGCCUAAACCUGGAGGACCCAAAGCCAUGGUCUGUUUAGUUUAAAACAAACAAACAAACAAACAAAUAAAAAGAUUAUGUAGUUCCUCUGUUUUCAAUGUGACUGCUAACGGAGGCCAAAUUUAUUUUUAAUUCUGUUUAUUUAUUUCCUUUUUUUU
Danio rerio (zebrafish) is the source of this 6511-nucleotide messenger RNA. The record is from RefSeq and is a predicted model, not a curated record. Lineage: Eukaryota; Metazoa; Chordata; Actinopteri; Cypriniformes; Danionidae.